UUUGCCUGGUUUUCCAUGCUGCAAGACAAAUGACCACGGGACAAUAAAGAGUGGGUUCGUCGUAGAGCACUUGAAUGCAUCAUAGCCAACAUCUCCACAGGUGGUUACUUUAACAGCUCCGAUAAACGUGAGCUAAUACAGAUGGCUAAUGUUUAGAGUAGUAGCUAUCCGGGAGAACAGAGCAUCUCUAGUGCGUAACAGUAUUCGGUGGAAUUUGACAUUUUUAGGAAAAGACACUAACAACGGAUGCAUACUGUGUUACCCUCAGGAUGAGAAGUACGACAGUGGUACUAAGGGCUUUUAAAAAACAUCGCCACACUAAUUUAGCUUGAAGCAAGAAACUAACUAACGUUAGCAGAAUUUAAUUUGUCCAUUAUGUUUUGCUGAUACAUUUCCAGUUAACUGUCGCGACUCUGACGUAUCAUCAGCUUUAGAUAACACUUUAAAAAAAGCUAAAAGCUCAGAAAUCAAGUUGAUUUUCAGGUUAACGUGGCUCACGUUAAUAUAGAAUCGACUUUCGCUGACUUCCAGUCAAAAGGAUUUGACAGACUUAAACAUUGACUUAUCCAACUUUUUAUAGAGGAGCUGAAUGGCCUCUGCUGUAGCAGUGAAAACUGAGAAGCGACCUGCAGCUGAUUCUCAGGAUGCAGACUCAAAUGCAAAAAAGCCCAGGAAACUGCUACCCAGCCUGAAGACUAAGCGAGCCCCUGAGCUUGUCCUGGUAAUUGGCACAGGGGUAAGCUCUGCAGUGGCCCCCCAGGUCCCUGCACUCCGCUCCUGGAAAGGCCUCAUCCAGGCUUUGCUCGAUGCAGCUAAUGACUUUGACCUAUUAGAGGAGGAGGAGAGUCGGCGUUUCCAGAAGCACAUGGAGGAAGAUAAAAAUCUGGUGCAUGUGGCCCAUGACCUCAUCCAGAAACUUUCCCCGAGAACGGGAAAUGUGCGAUCCACAUUCUUCAAGGACUGUCUGUAUGAAGUGUUUGAUGAUUUGGAGUCCAAAAUGGAGCAUGCAGGGAAACAUCUACUGCGCUCAGUGCUGCAGUUAAUGGAGAGUGGUGCACUGGUCCUCACUACUAACUUUGACAACCUGUUGGAGAUCUAUGCAGCUCACCAGGGCACUAAGCUGGAGUCUUUGGACCUGACGGAUGAGAAGAAGGUGCUGGAGUGGGCUCAGGAGAAACGGAGGUUAAGUGUACUUCAUAUCCACGGUGUUUACACCAACCCCAGUGGUAUUGUACUACACCCUGCUGGAUACCAGAAUGUACUGAGGAACACUGAGGUUAUGCGUGAGAUCCAGAAGCUGUAUGAGACCAAAUCAUUCGUGUUCCUCGGCUGUGGGCGCACAGUAGAUGACACAACCUUCCAAGCUCUGUUCUUGGAGGCAGUGAAACACAAAUCGGACCUGGAACACUUCAUGCUUGUGCGGCGGGAGGACGUGGGUGAGUUUAAGAAGCUGCGUGACAACAUGCUGGACAAGGGCAUCAAAGUCAUCUCCUAUGGAGACGAGUAUGCCGACCUGCCAGAAUACUUUGAGAGGCUGGCCAAUGAGAUCUGCAACCGCGAUGUGUCUGCCAACAGCUGGGGGUCACCCUCACAAAAUGGGGAGGAACAACAGACCGGCUGUAACACACAGAAAAGCCUCCUUCAAGGCCAACCUGGAAGUUGGCAUCACCAUGGUUCCUUCAACAAAAAGUCAAUGGGAUUUUUCCAUUUAUAGCACUUGCACAUUUUGUUCAGCAAGAUAAUUGUCACAAGUGAACUCUAUGACUGUGCAAGUCCCAACAUAACCUACAGACUGAAGGUAAUGCAUGUGCUGCUUUCCAGGUCUCUAUACUCUUGAAGCUGAAGAUGAUUCAAAACCUGAAAUCUCUGCUUCAGUCAGUAGUAAAUUCUUGUAGCCUAUCACAUAAUUAGAUGUAAAUGUUUCAUUUUAAGCUGUCAAGAAAACAAGAGCUUUUACUGAAACUCACUUUCUCAGUGUCAGUUACAUUUUUCUGUAAGCAU
Monopterus albus (swamp eel) is the source of this 2001-nucleotide messenger RNA. RefSeq names its product family with sequence similarity 118 member B (gene siral1). The record is from RefSeq and is a predicted model, not a curated record. The coding region runs from base 590 to 1714 and encodes 374 amino acids. NCBI's taxonomy places the organism in Eukaryota, Metazoa, Chordata, Actinopteri, Synbranchiformes, Synbranchidae. The transcript is spliced from 8 exons.